Messenger RNA from Rotaria sordida, 552 nucleotides. Lineage: Eukaryota; Metazoa; Rotifera; Eurotatoria; Philodinida; Philodinidae. The record is from the annotation of a GenBank genome assembly.
AUGUCAAUAGUAAACCAACAGCAACAUCCAGGUCAUCGAUGGAUGCUUGAAGCGCUUAAAUUAGCACAGAAUGCAUUAGAUAAGCAAGAAGUUCCUAUUGGUUGUGUAAUUGUUCAUAAUGAUUCAAAAAUUAUUGCAUCAGGUCAGAAUGAACCUGUUCGACUGAAAAAUGCUACAAGACAUGCUGAAAUGUGUGCACUCGAUAGUUUUUUUGCUCAACAUGAUCUUUCAACUGCACAAAAACUUCUUUCAGAAUCUGUUCUUUAUGUUACUUGUGAACCUUGUAUGAUGUGUACUGGUGCAUUACGUCUUGCCGGCUUAACACAAAUUGUUUAUGGAUGUUCAAAUGAUCGUUUUGGUGGUUGUGGUUCUGUGCUAGAUAUUGCACAAGAUUCAAUGCCUGGAACAUUACCAUUACAAUGUACGAGUGGAAUUGAAGGUGAUGAAUCAAUGCGUUUAUUAAAAUUGUUUUAUCUGAAUACUAAUGUCAAUGCACCACAACCAAAAGAUAAAUCUAAAAGACUAAAAAACUCAUCAAUAACAUCUGAAUAA